Molecule: messenger RNA, 1572 nt
Organism: Pistacia vera
Lineage: Eukaryota; Viridiplantae; Streptophyta; Magnoliopsida; Sapindales; Anacardiaceae
Product: UDP-glycosyltransferase 73C1-like
Exons: 1
Coding region: 1-1572 (523 amino acids)
Molecular function (GO): UDP-glycosyltransferase activity
Source: RefSeq, a predicted model, not a curated record
AUGGCUUCCCCGACGGGUCUCCAGCAGCUUCAUUUUGUCCUCAUUCCCUUGAUGUGCCCAGGUCACCUUAUCCCAAUGGUAGACAUGGCCAGGCUCCUGGUAGAACAUGGUGUAAUGGUUACUUUAAUUACCACACCUCUCAACGCCAUUCGAUUUGAAGCGAUCAUCAAUCGUGACAUUCAAUCUGGUCUCCCAAUCCGAAUUCUGAAACUCAGAUUUCCUUGUGUUGAGGCUGGAUUGCCAGAGGGCUGCGAGAAUAUGGAUGCUCUUCCCUCGCCAAAAUUGUCCAAGAAUUUCUUUGAUGCAGCUAGGGUGUUGCAGCAGCCAAUCGAGAAGUUCUUGGAAGAGACAAGUCCAGCCCCGAAUUGCAUUAUUUCUGAUAGAUAUCUUCCUUGGACGAUUUAUACUGCUAGUAAGAUUGGAAUCCCUCGGCUUGCUUUUGAUGGCACAAGUUGCUUUGCUUUUAUGUGUUCAUAUAAUAUAAAGUCGUCCAGGAUUCAUGAGAAGGUUUCUGAUUCAGAGUACUUUGUGGUGCCUGGUUUGCCGGAUAGGAUUGAAGUAACUAAAGCUCAGCUACCCGGUACUCUGAAUGCAGGCUCAGUGACCUUCAAAGAUAUGCUCGACGAAAUAAAAGCAGCAGAUGAGGCAUCAUAUGGGUUGGUAUUUAAUUCUUUUCAAGAAUUGGAAGAAAGAUAUGUUGAAGAAUGUAGAAAGGUAAAAGGAGAUAAAGUUUGGUGCGUUGGGCCCGUAUCACUAUGCAACAAGGACAACAUAGAUAAGGGGCAAAGAGGUAACAAGACCUCAAUUGAUGAGAAAGAAUGCUUGAAAUGGCUCAAUUCAUGGCCAUCAAAGUCUGUAGUUUAUGCCUGUCUUGGAACCCUUGGUUGCAUGUCACCUCUGCAGCUAAUCGAACUGGGACUAGCCUUAGAAGCAUCGAAGCGGCCGUUUAUAUGGGUUAUAAGAGAUGGUGUCAAUUCAAAUGAAUUUGAGAAACUUUUUUAUGAAGAAGGAUUGGAGAGAAGAACAAAAGAUAUAGGACUAAUUAUUCGAGGGUGGGCACCGCAAGUAUUGAUUUUGUCACAUCCGGCCAUUGGAGGAUUUUUGACACACUGUGGGUGGAAUUCUAUACUAGAAGGAGUUUCAGCUGGUUUGCCAAUGAUGACAUGGCCUUUGUUGGCGGAGCAGUUUUUCAACGAGCAGUUUGUUUUGCGGAUAUUAAGAAUUGGUGAGAAGGUGGGGGCUAGCAUUGUUAUGAACCGGGGAGAGGAAAAGCAGUGUGGAGUGAUGGUGAAGAGAGAGGGAAUAAGGAAAGCAAUACAGAUGGUAAUGGAUGAAGAAGAAGGUAAAGAGAAGAAAAAGAGAGCAAAAGAGCUUGGAGAGAUGGCAAACAAGGCAUUAGAAGGUGGGGAAUCUUCUUACAGGAAUAUUAAGUUGUUAAUUGAAGAUAUUCUGAAUCAAUCGAAGAGCAAAAAAAAAGGUGGGCAGAGAGUGACUCAUGAAGAGGGCUUCAAUAAAGCAUCAGGGAUAACAAGCAGCCUAUCAUUUAUGAAAUUUACAUUGAGAUUAUUUUAG